Messenger RNA from Chelonoidis abingdonii (Abingdon island giant tortoise), 2099 nucleotides. RefSeq names its product calcium voltage-gated channel auxiliary subunit beta 4 (gene CACNB4). Gene Ontology annotation, biological process: calcium ion transmembrane transport. NCBI's taxonomy places the organism in Eukaryota, Metazoa, Chordata, Testudines, Testudinidae. The record is from RefSeq and is a predicted model, not a curated record. Gene Ontology annotation, molecular function: voltage-gated calcium channel activity; protein binding. Gene Ontology annotation, cellular component: voltage-gated calcium channel complex.
GGAUAACCUUCCCCUCUAUGAUGUGAAUGAAUAGCAUUUUGGCUGGGGAAUCCACAGAAAAUUGACAAGGCAGGCUCCGCUCCCCUGCAUAGGCCUUUUCUACAUUUUAACCCUUGCUGUGGCUUUGUAGCAAUUUCAGUUUUGUAUUGAGAAGUGUUCUUUGGAUUAUCAGACCUCCAUGUAUGACAAUUUGUACCUGCAUGGAUUUGAAGACUCGGAAGCGGGAUCAGCAGAUUCAUACACAAGCAGACCAUCAGAUUCUGAUGUAUCUUUGGAAGAGGACAGAGAAGCAAUCCGCCAGGAGAGAGAACAGCAAGCAGCUAUUCAGCUUGAAAGGGCAAAGUCUAAACCUGUAGCGUUUGCAGUUAAGACUAAUGUGAGUUACUGUGGCGCACUGGAUGAAGAUGUUCCUGUCCCAAGCACUGCCAUUUCUUUUGAUGCCAAGGACUUUUUGCACAUUAAAGAGAAAUAUAAUAACGACUGGUGGAUAGGAAGGCUGGUUAAAGAGGGCUGUGAGAUUGGCUUCAUUCCAAGCCCACUUCGGCUGGAGAAUAUCCGAAUUCAGCAAGAGCAGAAGAGAGGACGUUUCCAUGGCGGGAAAUCAAGUGGAAAUUCUUCUUCGAGUCUUGGAGAGAUGGUGUCUGGAACGUUUAGAGCUACACCCACUUCCACAGCAAAACAGAAACAAAAAGUGACGGAACAUGUUCCUCCUUAUGACGUAGUGCCAUCCAUGAGGCCCGUUGUGUUAGUUGGCCCAUCGCUGAAAGGUUAUGAGGUAACAGACAUGAUGCAGAAAGCCUUGUUUGACUUCCUGAAGCACAGGUUUGAUGGGAGGAUAUCAAUAACUAGAGUGACAGCCGACAUUUCUCUUGCUAAGAGGUCUGUCCUAAAUAAUCCGAGCAAGAGGGCAAUAAUUGAGCGGUCGAAUACCAGGUCCAGUUUAGCUGAAGUGCAGAGUGAAAUUGAAAGAAUCUUUGAGUUGGCAAGAUCCUUACAGCUGGUUGUCCUAGAUGCGGAUACUAUCAAUCAUCCAGCACAACUUAUUAAGACAUCUUUAGCACCGAUUAUUGUCCAUGUUAAAGUGUCAUCUCCAAAGGUUUUGCAGCGACUGAUUAAAUCCAGAGGAAAGUCACAAAGUAAACACUUAAAUGUUCAGUUGGUGGCAGCUGAUAAACUUGCACAAUGUCCACCAGAAAUGUUUGAUGUCAUUUUGGAUGAAAAUCAGCUUGAGGAUGCAUGUGAACAUUUGGCCGAAUAUCUAGAGGCAUACUGGCGUGCUACACAUACCACCAGUAGCACACCUAUGACUCCUCUUCUUGGAAGAAACCUAGGAUCGACUGCACUUUCACCAUACCCUACUGCAAUCUCUGGAUUACAGAGCCAGCGUAUGAGACAUAGCAACCACUCUACUGAGAACUCUCCAGUUGAACGAAGAAGUCUAAUGACCUCUGAUGAAAAUUAUCACAAUGAAAGGGCUCGGAAGAGCAGGAACCGCUUGUCUUCCAGUUCCCAACACAGCCGAGAUCAUUACCCCCUUGUGGAAGAAGAGUACUCUGACUCUUACCAGGACACUUACAAAUCCCAUAGGAACCGAGGAUCGCCUGGAGGAUAUAGCCAUGAUUCACGACAUAGGCUUUGAGUUUAAGAACCUGGGGAAAAAUAGUAUUCAUUAGCUGACAACUUGCCAUAACAUAGCUAGGAAAAACAAAUCAUCUUAAUUUAGCAGGUGUAACACGGUUUUACUGUAGUUACAAGCUGCUGCCAUUUGAUGCUUAAAAAAAGGGAGGAGGGGAAGAAAUUCACCAUGCCCUGAUGUUUAGGAGGAAAUUAGCUUGCCCAAUCAUAUUGGAUUUUUUUUUUAGUACAGCAUUUGCAUUUAUAGCAGUUCCUUUUUUCCUCGUUAGAUAUUCAACACAUCAGUUUGUAAUUUAGGGUACUUAUCAAGGCACAUAUAAAACAAUUUCCUAUGCUGGAAAUUCCAAAUGACCAGUUCCAGUUGGAACCAAUUUAUAAACCAAUUCUUGUUGGAAUUUGGGUGAACUGACUGGAAAGUCAACUUGAACAAGUUGCCAUCAAUUGUAAAAAAAAGUGCAGAUGAA